AUGCCUUCUAUUUUGAACCUCGUUACCCGAUCUGACAUGCCUGCCGAUUCUGAUGGCUCAAACGACAACAUGAUCAACCUCAUGCUUGGCCUCCUCGGCCUUGUUUUCCUCGGCCUCAUUCUGGUCGCCAUCCUUUUCCUGUUCCGCCGCGCUCGUCGUCAGAAGCAGCAAACCAUCCAGUCCGAGGAGGAUGGUCUGCCUUCUUACUACGACAGCAACAGCAAGCGAUUCACCAACCACCGCGGCCUCACCAUCGAGACAACACAUAACGGUCGCUCCAGCGUCUUCGUCGUCAACCAGGACGGCCGUCCUAUGCUUGCCAACCCCAACUCACCUCCUUACUCCCCCGAUAACGUUCCCGAGAUUCACAUCACCUUCCCCGAUGAGAAGGACGAGCAAGGCCGACAGCAGAGCGGCCGUGUGCUCGUCGUCCGCGUUGGUGAUAACUCGACCGUCGGACUGGAACCCAUGAACGAGGAGCAACUGCCCGCCUACGAGAAGGAGGCCAAGGGCCAGUUCUACUCUAUCGACAUGGACCAAAUUGGCGGCCUCAAGGAGAAGGACCGUACUCAAUUCCAAUAA
Fusarium tjaetaba is the source of this 582-nucleotide messenger RNA. RefSeq lists its product as uncharacterized. NCBI's taxonomy places the organism in Eukaryota, Fungi, Ascomycota, Sordariomycetes, Hypocreales, Nectriaceae. The record is from RefSeq and is a predicted model, not a curated record. The transcript has a single exon. The coding region runs from base 1 to 582 and encodes 193 amino acids.